Molecule: messenger RNA, 2355 nt
Organism: Ictalurus punctatus (channel catfish)
Lineage: Eukaryota; Metazoa; Chordata; Actinopteri; Siluriformes; Ictaluridae
Gene: kbtbd4
Product: kelch repeat and BTB (POZ) domain containing 4
Exons: 5
Coding region: 175-1746 (523 amino acids)
Molecular function (GO): protein binding
Source: RefSeq, a predicted model, not a curated record
ACGUGGCAGCAGUGAGCUGCAAAAACACAGCCGGGUUCUCUGUCUGUCCCUUAUAUCAACAUGUAGCAUGCAAGAUAUGGCUAAUGAAAACACGCUUCAUUGGAGAGCUGGCUAGUUGCAACUGAAAAGUGAAUAACCCCGCAAACUAGACAGCUGCAGCCCACAUCUGAUGCCAUGGAGUCGUGUGAUGACGGAGGCCUCAACGUGGGUGCUUCCUCUAUAGAGGAGAACUACUUCCAGGGCUACACGUUUACAGACCGUUCGCAUUCCAGCCGUGUUGUCAAGAGCAUUAUGGACCUGUGUUUGGAGGAUGGCUUGUUUGCAGAUGUCACCAUCACUGUGGAAGGCAGAGAGUUCCUCCUGCAUCGCCUAGUCCUUUCGGCCCAGAGCAGCUUCUUCAGGUCCAUGUUCACCUCGAACCUCCGAGAAACUCACGAUCGCCACAUCGAGCUGAAAGAUGUCAGCGCACCUGUCUUUCAGCUGCUGGUGGAUUACAUCUACCACGGCACCAUCAAGCUACAGGUGGAAGACCUGCAAGACACCUACGAAAUGGCUGACAUGUACCAGCUCACGGCGCUGUUUGAGGAGUGCUCCCGCUUCCUCUCACGAACUGUGGAUGUUAAGAACUGUCUUCAGGUGAUGUGGUUGGCAGACAGACACAGUGACCAGGAGCUCUAUACAGCAGCUAAACACUGUGCUAAAAUUCAUCUGGUACAGCUGCACCAGACAGAGGAGUUCCUCAACCUCCCUUUACGUCUCCUCAUCGACAUCAUCAAAGAUGGUGUUCCAAGUUCCCAAAAUCCAACUGCAGCAAUCGAGUCUUGGAUAAACCACAACAAAGUUGAACGAGAGGAGUUUGCAGAUAUGCUCUCUGAUAGCCUAAAGGAAAUUGGAGAGAAUGUACACAUCUAUCUUAUAGGCAAGGAGGAGACCCGGACGCACUCGCUGGCUGUGUCGCUUCACUGUGCCGAUGAUGAUGCCAUCAGUGUGAGUGGCCAGAAUAGCUUGUGCCAUCAGAUCACAGCGGCCUGCAAACAUGGAGGCGACCUGUAUGUGGUAGGCGGCUCCAUCCCACGACGGAUGUGGAAGUGUAAUAUGCGCACGAUGGAUUGGGAGCGGUGUGCGCCACUGCCUCGUGACCGCCUGCACCACGCGUUGGUGUCCAUAGCCUCUGAGGAUGCCAUCUAUUCACUGGGGGGCAAGACGCUUCAGGACACGCUGUCCAACGGCGUCGUCUACUACACAGUGCGUGCCAACACGUGGACAGAGACCAGCAAGCUGGAUACAGCUGUGUCCGGUGCUGCAGGGGUCCACCUCGACGGCAUCAUCUACCUUCUGGGUGGAGAAGAGAACGAUGCCGACUUUUUUACCAGACCGUCCCGCCUUAUCCAGUGUUUUGACACAGCAGCGCAGAAGUGCCGCACCAAGCCGUACGUGCUGCCCUUUGCUGGCCGCAUGCACGCCGCCGCCCACAAGGACCUGAUCUUCGUGGUGGCCGAGGGUGACUCGCUCGUGUGCUACAACCCGCUGCUGGACAGCUUCACACGCCUGCGCUUCCCAGAGGUGUGGAGCUGCGUGCCCUCGCUCUGGAAGGUGGCCAGCUGCAACGGCUGUAUUUAUGUCUUCCGGGACAAAUGCAAGAAAGGCGAUGCCGACACGCUCAAGCUGAACCCAGCUACAUCCGUUGUGUCCGUUAUCAAAGGGAUUAAAAUCCUUCUCACAAACUGGCAGUUUGUUCUGGCCUGAUGUUUAAGUGCCAUUUUCACGGGGAAUUGUGGACCAUAGGACAUUUGCUGUGAUGCUGAAGAAUUUGUAUUUUCAGUUACUCAUUUGGCAGAUGCUUUUAUUCAAGGCGACUUACAAUUGAGCUGAGCAGAUAAGGCUUAAGGGCCUUGAUCAAGGGUCCAGCAGUGACAGUUUGACAGCAUUGGAAUUCGAACUCUGAAUUUUCCGAUCAAUAGUCCAGUGCCUCCACUGGCCACUGUAUCGUGCUAGCACAAGUCAGUGUUUAUAUCUUGAUCGUUUAUUCACUUGUGCUCACAAUGCAGUGUUGAAAAGCCAUGCAGAAUUUGAAUUUUCAACUGUUUCAACUCUACUGUGGCGAUGUAGACCUACCGUUCAGUGUCUAGUUUCACAAGGACUAUAUUAUGAGCAGUAAAAACAAACCACCUUAUGGUCUUAUUACUGACACUAGAAUGUCAUGACCUGCUCUUAUCAACUGUCCUGGAGUAAGAGUACGGACCACUGAUCAGGUCACUUCUUUCGGUAUAAUCUUUAGUAAGAUGUACAGUGCAAAACUGAUGCUUGGUCAUCAUUCUUACUCCUAAUUGUAAUAAACAAGGGCCCUUUAUUCAA